GACGGCUCUGAUAAUUUUUCUUUUUCUUUUAUUGCAGCUGCAGGUAUUUGGAUAGGGUGCGACUGCGAAGCACAACUCGAAAGUCGAAAGCUCACUGCAAAUUGAGCUCGGUUCGGACUACAAAAGAAUGGCCACGACCACAAUCUCAGUUCCCUUGAUUCGUACAUCUGCAAAUCAUCGUACAUUUGUCCCCGUUCCAUUUCUGGCGCUACCCCUUCGAAACCUCCACCUCCGAACCCAUGCCGUUUCCAACUCCUUCAACCAUUUCACAUUCGAGAAGAAGAACACGAAGACGACGAACAUGAAACAGCCCUUAAUAAUAGUGAGGUCUGCGGAGGAAGAAACUGUACCGAUUCCAGAGGAACAACCAGAAGCACAGCAACAGGAAGAAGAAGGAGAAGCACCGUCGUCGUCAUCAGAGCAACCACCCGUUUCGGUUCCCGUUUCCCCAUCUGACACCCUUAUCAUGUUCUUUCAGGCAGAGGGAACACUGAGCGAAACAGCUAUUCCUAAUGUGACCAAGGCAUUAGAGGAAGCGGAGGGCAUCACUAGUUUGAAAGUUCAAGUUGUUGAGGGUAUUGCAAGUGUUGAGUUGACAAAACAGACAACAGUACAAGCUACAGGAGUGGCUUCCAGUUUGGUUGAGACCAUACAAGGUUCGGGGUUCAAGCUACAAACUUUGAAUUUGAGUUUUGAAGAUGAAGAGUAUUCCCUUGCCUAGAAAUUAUAUGUUGAUUUUGAAAAAAAUAUAUUAGAAAACUCAUACAAGGAAGCAAUUUAUCCUUGAGCUGUGGGAUCUUGGUAUGUAGGCAUCUGAUUGGGCUUUUACCGAGUUGCUUUGUUGCUGGUUCGUAUAUGGUGGUGGUGGUGGUGAACUCAUUGUAUUGCUGAAAAGAUGUUAAUGAUAUUACUUUACCUGGAUCAAUUUCAAAUUUGAGUUUCCGAAA
This is a messenger RNA of Juglans regia (Persian walnut), 947 nucleotides long. RefSeq lists its product as uncharacterized. NCBI's taxonomy places the organism in Eukaryota, Viridiplantae, Streptophyta, Magnoliopsida, Fagales, Juglandaceae. The transcript has 4 exons. The coding region runs from base 128 to 721 and encodes 197 amino acids. The record is from RefSeq and is a predicted model, not a curated record. Gene Ontology annotation, cellular component: chloroplast.